UCUGCAGGCUAUGAAAUUGCCGACACGUCUCGCUAUAGUGAUGAUGGGUUAUCUGUGCAAGGUUGCAUCAUCUCUACGAAACACUGGGAAAUUGGCGAUGAAAUAAGAAUGUGCACCGGUCGAAUCGCCUGUCUCGAAGAGCAAGAUGAUCUGUAUCUAAAGAGCAGAAAUAGAGAUUUUUCCGUCAUGUAUUCACAACGAAAAAAACGCAAUUGUCUAUUUCUCGGCCCAGCUCGAUUCAUGAAUCACGAUUGUAACGCUAAUUGUCAGUUUAUACCACUGGGGAUGCACGCAAUUACCUUCAAGGUUGUCCGAGAAAUCGAGUGCGGAGACGAGGUGACGGUGUUCUAUGGCGAGCAUUAUUUUGGCAUCAAUAACUGCGAAUGCCGUUGUUUAACAUGCGAAAAGUAA
This is a messenger RNA of Radiomyces spectabilis, 411 nucleotides long. RefSeq lists its product as uncharacterized. Gene Ontology annotation, cellular component: nucleus. The annotation marks the transcript as partial. The transcript is spliced from 3 exons. Lineage: Eukaryota; Fungi; Mucoromycota; Mucoromycetes; Mucorales; Radiomycetaceae. The record is from RefSeq and is a predicted model, not a curated record. Gene Ontology annotation, molecular function: histone H4K20 methyltransferase activity; protein binding.